UAUUUACCUGAAUGUCAAUAACGUGUUCAUCAGUAGAUCUACUCUUCUUGAUUUAAGACUACAAAGACAUAUCUGAAAUGGCAUCUUUAGUUGAAAGUACACCAGACGUUCUUACUUGCUCGAUAUGUCUCGAAAUAUUUACAAAACCUAAAUUUUUACCUUGUUUACAUACAUUUUGCGAAAGUUGCUUAUUGACCUAUAUUACUUCCGGGUUUGAAAAAGGAAUUAAACAAACCAUAGAAUGUCCUGUUUGCAGAGGACCAGUUGCAGUCCCGAAGGAUAAUUGUACACCGGAAGAAUGGGUAAAGUUAAUUCCUCUUAAUUUUCUCAUUUCUGGCAUGUUAGAGAAUAAAAAAUUAAGCAGACUUGAGAAACCAUGUAUGUUGUGCGAGAGGUCCAACAGAAAAUCUGUGGCUAAAGCUGUCGUUAUCUGCUUGCAGUGCGCUGAUACCUUAUGUGAAACAUGCGCGAAGUAUCAUAGCCUGAUGAAAUUUACGUCAGAUCACGUAAUAAAGCCUCUUGAUGAAUAUUUAUCAGAUGAUAAGAAGAAUCUGACUGUUUUUAAAAACACCUGUUCUGAACACCCGAAUAAAAUUAUCGAACUUUAUUGCGCGGAUCACGAGUGUCCGUGUUGCUCAAUUUGUAUCUCUAUAAAACAUCGACGAUGUGAAAAGGUUCAGACCAUUGAUGAGGCAGCGGAGGGAAUAUUAUCAUCGGCUAUGGUUCAAGAUAUUAGACAAGGAUUGCAAGAUGUGUGCAAUGAUGUGGACACUGUUCUAAAAGACCGCAAUGAUAAUUUAACACAGCUUGAAAAAGAGCAUGAAAAAGAACUAAAGACUGUGGAUAAGACAUUCCAGAGUCUUAGAGAUAAGUUGGACGAACAGCAGUCAUUGCGUAAAGAUUUACUUCAGAAAACCUUUAACGAGAAGAAAGAUAUUAUUGAAACGGAAAUAGUUAAAUUUGAAAAUAAUAGGAAGGCAAUUGAAAAUGAACGAAAACUUUUGGAAAUAUGCGUAACAGAGGCUUCAAAUGUGCAAGUAAUGAUGGAAGUACAUAAAUUUAAGACACAACUAUCCAAACAUAAGAACACUUUACGCGAUAAUAACGAUCUUCAAAUCAUAACACUUAGUUUGAAAAACCCGGAAUAUCAGUCAAUUAUUAAUCAAAUUGAGAAGCUUUGCUUGGUGCAUUGUGACAUCACGGCAAAUACCCUGUCAAUGAAAAGUCAACCUAUUUCUACGAUUUUCAAAUUCAAUAGGUUUGCAACACUUGGAUCAGACACUGGUGCUUGGGUAGUCAAAGGUAACGAACCAGAUGCAGUUUCUUUUUUAGUUUCAAAACAAGUUUUAUGCUCUGGCUUCUUAACAUAUGGCAGCAAACAAAUGUCAAACUCUUGCACCAUUCAAGCUACCAUUAAAUAUGGGAGAGACAUUUUAAGGGAAAUUACUACAACCUUGCAUGACAAAAAGUUUGAAAACGAGGUAACUGAAAUUCUUCUGCCAAGGCCUGUGACACUUUCACCAAAUGAACAAUACACAAUUGUUUUUAUCUUUAACAGUCAAUCACUAUGUAACUAUGGUGAACAAGGAAAGUCUACAUUAGAACAUGAAGAUAUUGUCUUCAGUUUUAAAGAUUCAGAUAUCAGCAGCAAUGGAACGAAUGUAACACAGGGACAAAUCCCCGGGAUAUUGUUUAGGAAGGCAUGCGUGUAAUAAAGUUUUGUUCCAUUUCCUGAAAGAAGA
Messenger RNA from Mytilus trossulus (common blue mussel), 1742 nucleotides. Its product is annotated as probable E3 ubiquitin-protein ligase MID2. Gene Ontology annotation, molecular function: zinc ion binding. Bases 78 to 1712 code for a protein of 544 amino acids. The record is from RefSeq and is a predicted model, not a curated record. The transcript has a single exon. Lineage: Eukaryota; Metazoa; Mollusca; Bivalvia; Mytilida; Mytilidae.